Messenger RNA from Cuscuta europaea, 2516 nucleotides. NCBI's taxonomy places the organism in Eukaryota, Viridiplantae, Streptophyta, Magnoliopsida, Solanales, Convolvulaceae. The record is from the annotation of a GenBank genome assembly.
CAGCAAUUCAGUACAGUAAAAGUGACUUAUCCAAUACAAAAAGAGGGGCGGCCUAUUUAUAGGCGCUUACAAGAGGUUUCUCGAAUACUAAUGGGCUUGGCCCAAUUAAACAACUAAAACAAGAAGCCUGAUCCCAGGCCAAUGGGCUGGUCGGGCCCAGAGUUAAACCAAUCAAUCCAAGGACCAUAUUAUCUAGCCGGACCGUGUGCUGGACCUGGUUCGCGCCCGAGCCCAGGCAUAUUGGGUCGAUAGUAUUGGACCUGGCCCAUUAUCCCAACAAUUAUUAUUAUAUUAUUAUUAUAUUAUUAUUAUUAUUACAAAAAGAAGUUUAAUAUUAUUUGUUCUUAUUAUUCCAUUAGUAGUAAUAAUUGUAGAACUUUUUCAUAUUUACUUACUUCAUAUCCAUUAGUAGUAAUAAUUGUAGAACUUUUAAACUACAUAAUAUUAUUGAACACAUUUAUUAACACUAAAUUAAAAACAUGAUAAAAAAUUUAGUAUUUGUUUACGUAUUAAUUGUAGGUUGUAAUGGCUGAACGAGUUGCACACUCUGGCCCUCGGGGUCGUUCUGUUUUAGUUAUGAUACCCGGUGAACAUCGUGCCGAUCGUGUGUGGCACGAAUCAGCAUUUCGAGAUGACAAACUGAGGUGCCAUCACUAUUCGUCAUGUGCCUAUGUUGAUGAUGGUCCGCGUCAUCCUGGGGUGGUACGGUUGUUGAGAGCAUCUGGGUUUCACAGUGUCGAGAGAAUAGGACAAAUACAGUUAGAUUGGUCACUUCUGACUGCGUUAGUGGAGAGGUGGAGACCCGAGGUACACGCAUUUCAUUUGCCCUUUGGUGAGGUAGGAUUGACUUUACAGGAUGUGCAAGUGUUGUUGGGGUUGCCCAUUGACGGCAUACCACUCACUGGUCCCACGAUUACUGAUAAGGCAACGUUGUUGCAGAUGUGUGCACAGUCUGCUGGUUUUAUACCAGAAGAUGAUGAUUUAAAUUCAGCUACCAUAAAAGUAACAAAUAUCCACCCUAUUCCAUUAACCGAUUGGAGCACUGAAAACGAGGUGACUCAACACACUAGGGCCCUCAUUUGGCAGUUGUUAGGUGGUUCAUUAUUCCCUACCACUAGUGGAAACAUGGCUAGUUGGUAUUUCUUGGAGUUGUUGCAGGGGAACUUAGUAGAUGUGCGCCGAUGGAGCUGAGGCUCAGCGGUCUUGGCCUAUCUGUAUCACACCAUGUGUAAGGCGGCCAAGGCCCAGGCUAAACAGAUUGGAGGAUGUUUAAUCCUUCUACAAAUCUGGGCAUGGGAGAGAUUGCCGAUGGUUCGGCCCCAAGGUCAUCUCCCACUUGACCAUAUAUUGGAUUUUCCGUAUGCUGUUAGGUGGGCGUGUCAACAUGAUUGGCAGCAAACAAACAUAUUUUCGUUACGGGUAUAUAGGGACCAACUAGAUCGGAUGACGGAAGAUGAGUUCAAAUGGAUCCCCUAUCCGUUGAUGAACCUUCCAGCAUAUUGUCAUGAUGCGAACGAUUUGUGGGCUGCGGAGGUUCCAUUGAUUUAUACACGUUUUUCUGAGGCACACUAUCCUAGAAGGUUUUGUCGUCAAUUCAACGCAUAUCAGGAUCGACCCGCUCCGGUUGUGGCAGGGCAUCGUCACCACAAUAGUGGAUCACGUUUCAUGGUCGAGCUUGUUGAAGAAUGGGCAUUACGGUGGAACAAAAUAUUCCCACUUCAGUGGGUUGACGAAGGUCCUUUCAUUAGUGAUGAGUACCGCGAGUGGUACCGUAAUGUAGGAAAACGAUGGCUCACAAACCCGUGUGUUGAUCGUCCCACUCAGGGAUUCGUUCCUGCUCACCCACAAGCGGCUAUUGCGAUUCAAUGUUUGGGUGAGAUAAUUCGCCGAUUACGAGUCAGAGAUGAUCCGGAUGACAUCAUUGCACACGGUGUAGAGUGUCUUACACGACUUGGUGCAGAAGAAGCGAUUGAUCAUGACAUCAUCACAUAUGAAGCUGCAGAUGUUGAUCCUCUCACUGCUCAUCGUCCCCCACGCCCUCAUCGUGGGAGGGGCGGUCCCACACGCGGAAGGCGAAUUGGCCGGGGUAACGUUCGGAUGGGGGAUGCUGGCACCCAUGAUGAUGCACAUCUGCAUUCUCAAUCCUCUCGUGCCAGUUCAUACCAUCCAUCUCCGGUGCAUCAACCACAUGUGUACUCCACACCCACCAGUCCAAAUAUUCCUAUAUUCGAUGCAGGACCUAGCUUUUUCCAUUCACCGGUGGAUUGGAUGAUCGACUUAUUUGGCUCUGAGACUGCAGGACCGAGCACCCAACCUGCUGUUGAGGUUAGGCCGAGAUGGGAGCCUCGCAGUCGUGAGACAGAUUCAGACGAAUCUGAGUAGUUGUAAUAAAUUAUAUCAUUGUAGCUAUAUUAAAUCUAUUAUAUAUGUUGUGGUUGAUAUUGAAUAUUUUAUCAGAUAAAAUAAUGUCUCUGGUCAGAUUUAAAAAAAUACUUUAUCAGAUAAAAUAUUCCCGG